Messenger RNA from Striga asiatica, 588 nucleotides. NCBI's taxonomy places the organism in Eukaryota, Viridiplantae, Streptophyta, Magnoliopsida, Lamiales, Orobanchaceae. The record is from the annotation of a GenBank genome assembly.
AUGCAUCUUCUUCUUCCGGCGAAUCUCGUACUGCUGGAAAAUGACUCAGAACAAAAUCCGAUAUCCAAGCAAACGGCGCCGUUCACCGGACCAGGAGACAUUUUUGGCUGCUGCGGCUGCUGCUGUUUGCCGGAGAGCCUCUCGAGCAGAGGCUUCACCUUCUUCAAGUACCUGUGGAUGACGUCCUUCGCGCCGGCGCUCGCGCGCUUAGCCGCGGGCGGCGGAGGCGUGGUUUUGGUGGUCUCCCUGCGGAAAACGGAGGCGAAUUUGGGGAGAGAGAAGUGCUUCGACGGCUUCCUCUGGUGGAGAUUGAGCGAGAGUGCGCCGCCGGCCGGCGCGGGGGACCGGAGCUCGUCGACGCUGGGGCGGGAGGAGUCUGAUAGCAGAUCGGCGGCGGAGGCGGAGGCGGAGGAGGAAUCGGAGGAGGAGAGGGAGUCGCGGGAGGAGGUGGCGGCGGAGUCGUCGGAGGAGGAGGAGGAGGAGAGGAGAAGGGAGCGGAGCAUNGAAGAGCUCGUCGGCGGGGCAGAGGGCGGCGGAGGACUUGCGGGGGGAGAUGGAGACGGUGAACUCGAAGUCGGAGGAGGAUGA